AUGCGGUUCUCAGUUAUUGUUCUGUUAUUUCUUAUUUUAUUCAGUAUAGUGGAUUCUGAAAAAAAUUUAUUAGCGCCUCAAUGUGCAGAAUGUAUCAAAUUGACGAAAUCUAUAGGUGUGCUCCUUGAAGAUGAGAAGAAUGAAGACAAAUGUACAAGUUUCAUGAAUAUGGUCCUGAAAAUGAUAAAAAUUGCCGGAGAGGAGCUUUUUCUCAGUCUAUCAGAUCCAAAAGCUCAAUUAUUGUGCACUAAUUUUUUCCCAGUAUGUCAACAACAGUCGAACCUUGGACAAAAAAUAGAGAUUGGUUAUUUUAAAUGUUCUAAUUGUAAACUGCUUUUAAGCAUCAUUUACGAAUUACUACAUGAACCGCUGAAAUUUUUUUCCGAAACAGCGCCAGAUUUCUUCUGCCCUGGUCAAAGGGAAAGUUGUACAAAAAAGUUCAACUCCAAUAUUUCCAUAAUAAAUGGUUUUGAAGAUUUUUUCGCAAAGAAGGUAAAUUCAGAUGAGUUUUGCGAAACAGUGAUUGGCUGCCUAGAAUAA
Auanema sp. JU1783 is the source of this 540-nucleotide messenger RNA. Lineage: Eukaryota; Metazoa; Nematoda; Chromadorea; Rhabditida; Rhabditidae. The record is from the annotation of a GenBank genome assembly.